Messenger RNA from Tripterygium wilfordii, 755 nucleotides. Its product is annotated as 30S ribosomal protein S20, chloroplastic-like. NCBI's taxonomy places the organism in Eukaryota, Viridiplantae, Streptophyta, Magnoliopsida, Celastrales, Celastraceae. Bases 39 to 428 code for a protein of 129 amino acids. Gene Ontology annotation, molecular function: structural constituent of ribosome; small ribosomal subunit rRNA binding. The transcript is spliced from 2 exons. Gene Ontology annotation, biological process: translation. Gene Ontology annotation, cellular component: small ribosomal subunit; ribosome. The record is from RefSeq and is a predicted model, not a curated record.
UUUUUUUUUUUUUUUGUGAAAUUUCAGGGCAUUUGUCGAUGAACCCUGUUGAGAGGCCGAAUCGUUGUGCUAUUGUUGGCGAGGUUGCACCAGAGAAAAAGGUUGAUUCGGCUGUGAAGAGAGCUUGCCAAGCCGAGAAAAGGCGCAUUUACAACAAAUCCAGGAAAUCCGAGGUCAAAACUCGGAUGAAAAAGGUUCUCGAAGCACUGGAUGCACUCAUGACAAAACCUGAGCCACAACCUGACGAAGUCCUUCCAAUCGAAAAACUGAUCGGAGAGGCAUGCUCAGUGAUUGACAAAGCAGUGAGAGUGGCAACAUUGCACAGGAACACAGGUGCCCGCAGAAAGUCUCAGCUUGCCAGAAGAAAGAAGGCUGUUGAGGUCCGUCAUGGAUGGUACACGCCUACUCCUGCAGCAACUGCUUCAUAGAUCCCUCUUGUUUGGUCAUUAAUUUGGGCUGGCAGUUUGUGGCAAAAAUCUGUUUUGCGUAAUGCAGAUGACAAUGUCAUUUUGUUAUAUUUGAGAUUGUAGUUUCUUCUGGUGCAUAUAAUUCACACCCUCUUGUAGGUCAUUAUAUAAUGUUGACUGCAAACACUGAUUCUAGUUUUGUCAGCCUGUUUUAGGUCUUUGCUGAGUUGUAGAACUUUUUGAGGUUAAAUCUUGCUUCAAGAACAUGGAAGGCUCAAGACAGAGGAUUGAUUUUGUUUACUGGAGUGCUUACAUGUUUAAUCAUGGCAGAUUAACAGUUUGUGUUAA